CUGGAGCACCCGGAGGAAACCCACGCAGAACCAAUAGUUAGUUAACAUAUUUUAAUAUUAUAUAUUCUAUUAUUAUAAUACAGCUGAACCUUUUCUUAAAACACGGUCAACAGACCACAGAAAAAAGGAUAAACUAUGAAGUGAGUGGAUUUACUUUUACAUAUCAAUUACACUGAUUCAAAACAAGGAAUCACCAGUUUUAACUUUGAUGUCACUGGGGCAGAUAGCUAAUGUAGUUCAAGUUCAACACUAGGGCUACAUUUUUCCUUAUUCACAAAAGCAGAAACAUCAAUGUCAGCAUAAAAAAAAAAACUGUCUUAUUAAUUCAGAUGUACUUCUUAUAUAUUUAAGAGCUCCCACUUCUGCUCCUUUGAAUGAAAGGCCAUCUUUGAUAUUCUGUAUGUAUGUCUGAGGUAUUCCUCUGGCUCCUCAUUGUUAUAUGUGGAUAUAAACAUCCUUGAAACCCCAAAGGGGACUCACCCUCGCUCUUUAUAAUUUAUAUACAGACAUCCAUAAAGGGGGCUAAAGACCCUGAUACAAUUACAAUUUAGAGAUGCCUAUGUACAGGUGUGUGUGUGUAUGUGUGUUUGCGAUAUUACAACUUGGAUAUCACUGGCUGUAGAUGUUUAAAAUAUCUUUGAAACAAUAUGGUGCAUGAUGUUGUACCUGUGCACACUCUGUGUCCAUGAAAGGCAUAGGGGUGAUGAAGGGGGUGACUUGUGUAAUAUCACCUAGGGCACCAAUGACUAUGGACCACCACUGGUAUGCUUUGUUAUUUUCCAAAGAGAAAGACUGUCCAUAUCCAAGUCAAACAAGGACAGUACUGGACAGGGAGGUUUCUGGAAUUAAUGGACUUUAUUUGUCCACUGAAUAAAACAAUGCACACUUCUCAACUCGAUGUGAUUUGACAGUGGAAGGGUAUAUAACAAUACUACAAAACGGACACGUAAAGAAGGCGUUUAAAACCAAUGCAGUGUUGAAUCUACAGCAGGGUCAGUGAGGUUGCACCCAUAGGGUUAGUGAUAUUCAUACAUGCAGUGAUGUUAACCGCUUACUGAAAUCAUUCUGGUUUCAUUAUGUACAUAUUUCUAUGAAUAAGUAAAUCACAAAACAACAUUCAACAAUUACAGUUUAUUCACUCGGUAAUUGCAGUUUAUAUCUCCAUUAUUCUACCUGCUAUGAAAUCCAACCCCUUCGUUACCGUUAAUUCGGACUCCACGGAAUAUGCUGUGCAAUACGACACCCUGAAACACGCAAAUUUUACACAAAUGUCAAAGUGGCGGUCCUGAGGAAGGCAGAAGUGGAAAGACGAAUCCGUGCAGCGUAUGUAGGCCAGCAGUGCCGCGCACUCGCGGCUCGAGGAGGCAGCCAGGAGCGCAUUAGAAGAUCAGAGAGCAGAGGCAGCCUGUAAUCCUCGCGAUCUGACGGUGCCUGCCUGCCUGCCUUUCUGCUUUUUUUUCGGCUGUAUCAUUGCCUCGCUUCUCCCCCCCUCCUACUCCUCCUCCAUCUCCUGCUCCUCACUUUCACUCCUGCUGCAUCGUCUAGGAAGAUCCCGAGCCUCGGAAUGUCAGCGAUGAUGGGGCUGCCGGUACAGUGGAGGCUGAGCUUUUCUUUCCUUGGGAUUUUUUCCUUUAUUUUUGGAGGGAUCCCGUUUUUGAAAGCUGAGGAGGAUCAGUCCCAGGAUAUGGAGUGCAAAAUGAAAACCGUUACCGUGUCCGCCUUGCCGUUUCUGAGGGAGAACGAUCUGAGCAUCAUGCACAGCCCUUCCGCCUCCGAGCCGAAGCUCCUCUUCUCUGUCAGAAACGAUUUUCCUGGAGAGAUCGUGGUCGUGGACGAUCUGGAAAACACCGAGCUUCCCUUUUUUGUGCUUGAAAUCUCUGGUAACUCUGAGGACAUCCCCUUAGUACGCUGGAGGCAGCAGUGGUUGGAAAAUGGCACCUUACUCUUCCACAUUCAUCAUCAAGACAGCAGUCAGAAUCUGGCUGGCCUCGCCCCCACUGAUUACCCACAGAAUGAGUCCGCUGAAGAAGAGCUACGCAUUUUACACAUUUCUGUCAUGGGUGGAAUGAUCGCUUUGCUCCUUUCUAUCCUGUGUCUGGUGCUGAUCCUCUACACACGCCGCCGCUGGUGUAAGCGUCGCCGAGUUCCCCAACCACAGAAGAGUGCGAGUGCAGAGGCUGCCAAUGAGAUCCACUACAUCCCCUCUGUGUUAAUGGGUGGCCAGGCCCGUGAGAGCUUACGCAACUCACGUGGCCAGGGCCACAACUCCAGUGGAACUCUCAGCAUUCGUGAGACCCCCAUCCUAGAUGGCUAUGAAUAUGACAUUGCAGACCUUCGUCACCAUUUGCAGCGUGAGUGCAUGAAUGGAGGAGAGGACUUUGCAAGUCAAGUUACACGCACACUGGAUUCCUUGCAGGGAUGCAAUGACAAAUCUAGCAUAGACCUCACACCUGGGAGUGACACCACCAAACUUUCCCUAAUGAGCAAGUACAAAGAUAAUAUAAUUGCUACAAGCCCUGUGGAUGCCAAUCACCAACAGACAACUCUUCUGCCACAUAACACAUCAACUAACCAGCGCAAACGUUUGUCAAACAAAACCAGAGCUGGGUCAGCUUUUCUAAAUCCUGAUGGGGAUUCAGGCACAGAAGCAGACAGCGAACCUCAGUUGACUUUUUACACUGACCCCUCCAGAAGCAGGCGACGCAGCCGAGGUAUGAGAAACGGUUCUCCACGAAGUCCAAUCAAUAAAACCACCUUGACUCUUAUCAGCAUUGUCAGCUGUGUGAUUGGCUUGGUCUUUUCUGCUCACCUAUCUUGCCCCCUCAACGUGCGCAUCAUUCUCCAUGUGCCUGAGCAUCUCAUUGCAGAUGGGAGCAGGUUUAUUCUUCUGCAAGGCAGUCAGUUGGAUGCCAGUGACUGGUUAAAUCCAGCUCAGGUGCUGAUCUUCUUCCAGCAGAAUGCUAGUGGUCCAUGGGUUGCAGAACUUUGUUCCCGUCGUCUUCUUGACCCCUGUGAGCACCAAUGUGAUCCAGAGACAGGUGAGUGCCUAUGCUUUGAUGGCUAUGUGAAGGAUGCCGUGCACAAGCAUCUCUGCAUAAGGAACGUGUGGGGACUUAAUCAUGGACCUUGGCCAUAUACAAUAUUUCAACGUGGAUUUGACUUAGUAAUGGGAGAGCAGCCAUCUGACAGAAUAUUUAGGUUUACCUAUACUCUGGAGGAAGGAAUGUGGCUGCCACUCAGCAAGAGUUUUGUAAUUCCUCCAGCAGAACUAGCUAUCAACCCAUCAGCAAAAUGUAAAACUGACAUGACUGUCAUGGAGGAUGCCGUUGAUGUCAGGGAAGAGCUCAUGAUCUCAUCAGCCUUUGACAGUCUGGAGGUUUUGCUCGACUCAUUUGGGCCUGUACGUGACUGUUCAAAGGACAAUGGUGGCUGCAGCAGGAAUUUUCGUUGCAUUGCGGACCGUAAGCUGGACUCAACUGGUUGUGUGUGCCCUCCAGGCCUGAGCCCAAUGAAAGAUGGCACUGGCUGUUAUGAUCACCACAUUGGAAUUGACUGCUCAGAUGGUUUCAAUGGGGGCUGUGAACAGCUGUGCCUCAAUCAGCAGGUUACACUGACAGAAGAUCCUUCCCUUUAUAACAUCCUAAUGUUUUGUGGUUGUAUAGAAGACUAUAAGUUAGGACCAGAUGGGCGUUCCUGUCAGCCUUUAUCUGAAACAUGUGAUGAUGGAAUUGACUGUGGAGACAUGUCUGAGAUUCCUGCCAACCAGACAGUUUUUGGGGACCUGUUUUAUGGUUACAAUAAUCACACGAAAGAAAUUACUUUAGGACAGAUACUAAAGGCAACCUUCAGACAGAAGAACUUUGCACGUGGCAUUGACCAGCAGCUCCCAGAUGGAAUGGUAGUGGCAUCUGUGCCAGCAGAGGUGCAAUGUCAUGAAGAACUCUCUGAUCCAGUUCCGGACCCUGAAUACCUCAUUGGUAUGGUAAAUUACAGUGAGGUGUCAGGAUAUCCGCUAGUUCAGCAGUGGAAGUUAAAAUCUAUUAUGUAUCAUGUUAGACUCAGCCAAUGGACUCUAUCACAAGCUUUCAACACUGCAGUCCACUCUUUGGAUGGGGCUACUCAACGAAGUGACUUUGUAUCUGUCCUAAAAGAGUUUGGAAACCACUUCAUACAAGAAGCAGUCUAUGGAUUUGAAGAGUCAUGUGUUAUCUGGUAUCCCAAUAAACAGGUCCAAAAACAGUUGUGGCUAGAAUACCAAGACAUCAGCAAAGGAAAUUCUCCAUCAGAUGAAUCUGAAGAUUGGGAAAAAGAACCAAAAACCCUCACCUUCCCUGCAUACAUUGCCAGCCUUCUUGACUCAGGAGCAAAACGCUUAGCUGCUGGUGUGCAUAUGGAUUGCACUAGUCAAGGGCAAUGUCCAUCCUCUUGUCAUUUGUGUCACGUGGCUUCUGGUACUGGACGCGCUGCUGAACCAGUGAUGCUGCAGGUCACGAAGGCAGCUCCGCUCUAUGAGCUUGUUUCUAACAAUGAAACUCAGAGGGCUCUCCAGGAAGCUAUGAUGAGCAUGUUGUGGUGCUCAGGAAAUGGCGAUGUUAUUGAUGAUUGGUGUAGAUGUGACUCCAGUGCUUUUGGAUCAGAUGGCUUGCCUGCCUGUGCUCCUCUUUCACAACCACUUUUGAAGUUAUCCCAAUCUUAUGAGCCCAGCAGCUCCUUGAUGAUUUUGGAAUGGGACCACACAGAACCUUCUAUUGGGGUACGAAUUGUCGACUACCUUAUUAGCCAAGAAAAGGUAAUGGAAAGAACAGAUCACUCAAAGGUGGAGACAGAAGCCAUGCUUAGCUUUGGGGAUGAUAUUCUUUCUGGUGCCAAAUCUCCAUGUGUGAUGCUCGGAGGAGUUCCUGACCAAAUGACUUCGUCUAUAAGCCUUAUAAUCCGUUGCCUGGAACCCGAUACCACAUACAUGUUUAGAUUGUGGGCAGUAGAUAAUACAGGCAGGCGAUCUAGAGCAUCUGAAGUAACUGUAAAAACGCCAUGCCCAGCAGUAGAUGAUGUCAAAGCACAAGAAAUAGCAGACAAGAUUUACAACUUGUUUAACGGCUAUACAAGUGGGAAAGAACAGCAAACGGCCUAUAACACUUUGAUGGACUUGGGCUCGCCCACAUUGCACCGGGUGCUGUACCACUAUAACCAGCGCUAUGAGAGCUUUGGUGAAUUCACGUGGCGCUGUGAAGAUGAGCUAGGACCCAGAAAAGCUGGACUGAUCCUUUCUCAGUUAGAUGACCUCAGCAGCUGGUGCAGAGGUUUACUUCAGGAACCAAAGAUCGGUCUUCGCAGAGUCUCUCUGAAAUACUUGGCCUGCCGCUACACUGACACCAAAUCAGCAGGAUUGAACUGGGCAGACUUGAGUCGUGACAUCAGGAAGGCCUGUGAAGAACAAACUCUGUCAGUUCUGUAUAAUGAUUAUGGGGAGUCAAAAGAGUUGUGAAGAAUUUUCAGAUAUUUUUGAGUGUUUAGGAAUACACAGGAGUGCUUAACAUUGAUAUAGAAAUUAUACAUGUUUUAAUUAUAUUUUCCUAUAAACAUAGAAUAUCUGCACUAAGAUCUCAAGUUUCCAAUCAGUUUCUUUCGGAUAUAAAGUUGCAAGUACUAACACAAAGAGAUUUGGAAAGUAGUUUGGAAUAUUACAAUUUUAAACAAUCAAGGCCUUAAUUAAGUAUAGCAAACAAAUAAACUUGCUGAAUAUUUAAAGACUGAUUUAGAAAGAGAUAAUAAAGUAGUAUAGGAUCUGCCGGCAUGGUGGCACAGUGGUUGGCACUGCUGCUUCACAGUUCCAAAGAGGCAAGUCAUUUCUACCUGGUCAGUUUGUGAAGUUUGUCUACUUGGGUUUUAUCCAGGUACUCCAGUUUAUUCCCACGUCAUAAACACAUGCAGGUUAGAUUGAUUAGUGAUUCUUAAAUUGCCCAUUUUGUAUGUAUGUGUGUAUAUGUCUGGGCAAUCUUAUGGACUGCUGAAGGACAAAGGUGUGGCUAUGUAUCAUCAUCGUUCAAAGUAAAAUUGAGUUUAGAAAAUGGCUUGAUUAAAUGAUUAAGGAUGAGAAUGUCAACAUUUAAGUGCAAUAAAGAUGACAUGGAUAUUCAUUUAGGGUUUGGAAUUAGGCUCAUAUUUCAGCUGUAUUGAGCAACACAUUUAAACAUUUACUCUGACGUUCCCAUCUAUGAUAGUGCAUCUUAGAGAAGUCUUCAUGGGUGAAUGCUUUGAAAUAACAUUAUUAAAAAUAGUUUCAGUGGCAAAAACCUUAAAACAUCUUUGUGCUCAUUGAAGAUUUGUGAAGUCAUAUAUAUAUAUAAAUAUAAAAUCUGUAUGGGAAUAUUGGUGAAAACAAUCCCAAAAUGUAAAUAUAAGUGAAAUUGAAACUGUUUUAAUUUCUGAAAAAAUAAUUUCUGAAUGUAGCAAAUAAGGUUAUAUAGUAGUCAGCUGUGUACAGAUGCUAUUUUGUAUGACUUGUUGCAAAUAGCAGUAUUAAUCAAUCUGAAAGUAACUUUUUUAGUCUUUUAAACACAUUUUCUUUUAAAAUGACAUCAUUAUGCUUAUCAUAUGCACUUAUACUAACCAAACAGUAACAAACAAAUCUUGACUGUCACAUUAAAAUAUAUUAAUAGUAAACUUUAACAUAUUACAUGCUUAGGCAUUAUUGUAGGUAUGUGCUUAACCUGCUGUGGGGUACCCACAUGGAGUGAACUAACAACCAGCCAUGUCAUGGAAGAAAGACCAAUAAAGCUUGCUGUACUACAGUCACUUUAUUUGAGCACGUUGUGCUGAGGGCAUUGUACCAUUAAAUGUAUUACCUCUCUUAUGCUGACCUCCACUUAAAAACACCACACUUGGUGAGGUAUCAGCCAAUCUGGCUAUAGCAGAGGUUCCCAACCGAUAGGGCCGGAUUAAGACGAAAUUGGGCCUGAUGCUGCAGCGCAAAAAAGGCCUAUUUUUUCUCGGCAUUGGUGCAUG
Polypterus senegalus (gray bichir) is the source of this 7005-nucleotide messenger RNA. It is a transcript of the gene astn1, whose product is annotated as astrotactin 1. Gene Ontology annotation, molecular function: protein binding. The record is from RefSeq and is a predicted model, not a curated record. Gene Ontology annotation, biological process: neuron migration; neuron cell-cell adhesion. Bases 1565 to 5485 code for a protein of 1306 amino acids. The transcript is spliced from 23 exons. NCBI's taxonomy places the organism in Eukaryota, Metazoa, Chordata, Cladistia, Polypteriformes, Polypteridae.